Molecule: messenger RNA, 1167 nt
Organism: Formica exsecta
Lineage: Eukaryota; Metazoa; Arthropoda; Insecta; Hymenoptera; Formicidae
Exons: 2
Coding region: 1-1167 (388 amino acids)
Biological process (GO): DNA integration
Molecular function (GO): nucleic acid binding
Source: RefSeq, a predicted model, not a curated record
AUGUCGCAAACCGUGUGGCCGAAAUCCAGAUUACUGUUCCUGGCGCUCUAUGGCAUCACAUCUGGACGGGAUAAUCCAGCUGACUGCGCCUCACGAGGACUUUCUCCUGGUGAACUGGUAAAUCAUCAUCUAUGGUGGCAAGGUCUCCCGUGGCUCCAGCUUGGGGAAUCUUCUUGGCCCGUUUCAAGCGGGCUGGUUACCUAUGAGAAUCUGCCCGAAGAACGAACCCGCGUUCAUGUGGCCAAAGCUCAGCCUUCGUCUGGCGAAGAACCCGCUGAGUUGCUGCGGUUCUCUUCCUACCAUCGACUGCUGUCCGAGCUGGAGGACGCACGCCUAUUGUGGCUCCGGCUGGUCCAAUCUACCAAGUACAAGGACGAACUAAAGGCCAUACGAAAGAGCCACGGACCAGGUAAAUCUAGUCCACUUAUAAGACUCAGUCCUUUUCUAGAUCGCCAGGGCAUUCUCCGCGUCGGAGGACAUCUCAAGCACGCCAUCCUGGAUUACGAUGAGCGCCACCCCAUCAUUCUGCCUAGCGAAUCGACGUUCACUCGACUAAUAGUCGAGGCGUGUCACCGUCGGGCGCUGCACGGCGGAGUACAGAUGACCCUGGGGAUGAUCUGGAAACGUUAUUGGAUCCCAAGAGGCCGAGCCAUCGUAAAACAACAAAUUCUUCGCUGCGUGACUUGUGUGCGUUGGCGGGCGGCGACGCCACAGCAGCUGAUGGGCAGCCUGCCUCGCGAAAGGGUGACGCCAGUUCGACCCUUCUUACACACCGGCGUCGACUACGCCGGACCUAUUUUGCUGCGGACCACAAAAGGAAGAGGCCAUCGAGCGUACAAGGCUUUCAUCUCCGUAUUCAUCUGCCUUUCAACAAGGGCAGUGCAUCUGGAGGUCGUAUUGGACUAUACGGCGGAGGCCUUCUUGGCGGCAUUGCGUCGUUUCACCUCUCGUCGCGGAUUGUGCCAAACCAUCCACAGUGACUGCGGGACGACGUUCGUGGGAGCUGACACACAGCUACGGGCCUUCUUCGCUGCCAGCAGUCCUGAACAACGAACGAUAGUCAGGCAGCUCGCAGCCGAUAGAAUUACAUGGCGAUUCAACCCACCUUCAGCGCCUCAUUUCGGCGGAAUAUGGGAGGCUGCCGUCAAGUCUCUCAAGCUCAUUUGA